ACAUUGAAACGUCAGACACACAUUGAGUCGUGAGCGCUUGUUCUCUCUUCUGUCCCCAACAACCCAAAACCUCCAAAACCACAGCAGCCAUGGCCGAAGCCAUUGCAGCCGCCGCCACCACAUCCCUCUCUGUAAAACCCUCAAAUCUUCAUUCCCAACUCUUCCUCUCUUCCACUUCUUUCCCUAUUAUUCGAUUGAACUCUCUCAAAAACCCAAACUUUCGGCCACUGGUAGUUUCCUCAACGAGCAUCGAGUCAGCAGCCACCCGGAAAAAUUCAUCAAAAACCUCCUUUCUUGAUCAAAGAGAAGGCAGCAGAUACCUUCACUUUGUCAAAUACCACGGCCUCGGCAAUGAUUUCAUUUUGGUUGAUAACAGGGACUCUAGCGAACCCAAGAUAACUCCAGAGCAAGCAGCGAAGUUAUGUGAUAGGAAUUUUGGGAUCGGGGCAGAUGGGGUGAUUUUUGCAUUGCCAGGGAUUAAUGGGACUGAUUAUACAAUGAGGAUAUUUAAUUCUGAUGGGAGUGAGCCGGAGAUGUGUGGAAAUGGGGUGCGGUGUUUUGCAAGGUUUAUUUCUGAGCUAGAGAAUUUACAUGGGAAGAAACUGAGUUUUUCUGUGCAUACUGGUGCUGGCUUGAUUGUUCCUGAGAUUCAAGAAGAUGGGAAAGUUAAGGUUGAUAUGGGAGAGCCGGUGCUUAAAGCAGCUGAUGUGCCGACAAAAUUGGCCGCGAAUAAGAAUGAUGCUGUUGUUAAGUCGGAAUUGGUUGUGGAUGGAGUGACUUGGAAUGUGACUUGUGUUAGCAUGGGGAAUCCUCAUUGUGUCACUUUUGGCAUCAAAGGAGGGCAGGAUUUGCAGGUUGAUGCAUUAAAUUUGGCUCAAAUUGGUCCUAAGUUCGAACAUCAUGAGGUUUUCCCAGCACGAACAAACACUGAGUUUGUGCAAGUCUGUUCCCCUUCACAUCUCAAAAUGCGUGUAUGGGAGCGUGGGGCAGGAGCAACACUAGCCUGUGGAACUGGGGCCUGCGCAACAGUUGUUGCGGCAGUUCUAGAGGGACAUGCUGGGAGAAAUUGCACGGUUGAUCUACCUGGAGGUCCACUGGAGAUUGAGUGGAGGGAGGAAGACAACCAUGUGUACAUGACUGGCCCAGCUGAAAUGGUGUUUGAUGGAUCAGUACCCCUACGAUAUCUCUUAGAAUGAAGAUUGAUUUAUUCUCUUACCUGAAACUUCGCAUAAACACUAGUCAUUAAUCCUAAAACUGCUACAAUAACGUUUGUGUUUCCCUGUGUCUCACUAACUGGUAUCGAGUAUCGAGUCAUUUGAAGUUAAGUUUUUUAGCUAGAGCGUUUCAUCGCAAAGAAGAAGCCAAUUGUACCAGCAGCUUAAGGGGCCUGAAGAUAUAAUCCCCCGGUUGGUCCUCAUUCUGAAGGUCCAUGGCAAACUAUUUCAGUUGCUGUUAUGCUUUGAGACGAGAGCUGCCCCUGACCCUGUUUAUGUGAAAUCACUGUGUUAUGGACUUAUUUCCUGGAUACCAUUCACAUUAAUAUUCAACAUCGUGUUUGAGCUGCAA
This is a messenger RNA of Populus nigra (black poplar), 1566 nucleotides long. RefSeq names its product diaminopimelate epimerase, chloroplastic-like. Gene Ontology annotation, molecular function: diaminopimelate epimerase activity. The transcript has 6 exons. NCBI's taxonomy places the organism in Eukaryota, Viridiplantae, Streptophyta, Magnoliopsida, Malpighiales, Salicaceae. The record is from RefSeq and is a predicted model, not a curated record. Gene Ontology annotation, cellular component: cytoplasm; cytosol. The coding region runs from base 90 to 1196 and encodes 368 amino acids.